CAGUGAACCCAAGUUGGACAGGUAUUCAUCAGGGAACAUCUCUACCAGUCUGGAGAUGAUGCCUGGACUGGAAGGGUUCGAACUGGAGCCCUACGGCAAGACGGUGUCAUAUGCCCAGUUUCUAUACCCGACCAACGCCCUGGUCCGCCAGAAGACCCCCUCGGUGGACAUUACCCUCCAGGUGCCCCUCAACCAGGUGACCCGGAACAGAAACUACACCCCAACCAGGCUAAACAGCAACGUGGGACUGGACCUGGGUGUGGAUGACACUGGAGACUAUGACCCCAACCUUCUGAGUGACCCCCAGUGGCCCUGUGGGAAACACAAGAGAGUCCUGAUCUUCGCUUCAUACAUGGUGAGAGAGAGACACACACACACACACCUUAUUUUCACCUCAUACAUGUCUAAAGAGAGAGAUGCUACGGUGGUUGACGACUGCGGCCUGCAGGCGGUCACCGUGGCGAUGGCGUUUGUUUACUUUGAGAAGCUGGUCCUCCAGGGGCGACUCAACAAACACAACAGGAAGUUGGUCUCUGGAGCCUGCGUGCUGCUCGCCGCUAAGAUUAGCAGCGACCUCAAGAAGCAGGACGUCACUCAGCUCAUAGAUAAACUAGAGGAGCGUUUCCGUAUCAGUCGGCGGGAGUUGAUCCCGUUUGAGUUCACUAUCCUUGUUGCCCUGGAGAUGGCUCUGUACCUGCCUGAGAGAGCCAUCAUGCCACACUACCGACGACUGGUGCAGCAGAACUAGGACCAGACCCCUGCCACGCCCACUGCUGCACCCACGUGGACAGGAGCCACGCCUACUAGGGUUGGAGACUGGACAUGGGGGUGGGGUGAGGGGAGUAGCUACACCUGCUAGGGUCUGGAGACUGGACAUGGGGGUGGG
Molecule: messenger RNA, 886 nt
Organism: Salvelinus sp. IW2-2015
Lineage: Eukaryota; Metazoa; Chordata; Actinopteri; Salmoniformes; Salmonidae
Product: CDK5 and ABL1 enzyme substrate 2-like
Biological process (GO): regulation of cell cycle
Source: RefSeq, a predicted model, not a curated record